Hibiscus syriacus is the source of this 898-nucleotide messenger RNA. Its product is annotated as ribosomal RNA-processing protein 7 homolog A-like. The record is from RefSeq and is a predicted model, not a curated record. Bases 92 to 808 code for a protein of 238 amino acids. Lineage: Eukaryota; Viridiplantae; Streptophyta; Magnoliopsida; Malvales; Malvaceae. The transcript is spliced from 6 exons. Gene Ontology annotation, cellular component: CURI complex; UTP-C complex. Gene Ontology annotation, biological process: ribosomal small subunit assembly; rRNA processing.
UGCCCCUUUUCUCUGCGCUUUCAAUAUACGUAUUCACCAUUGCAGCAGCUAUUUUAAGCUUGGGAGAAAGUUGAAACUUUUAAGAAGUACGAUGAAGAAUAAAACAAGUAAAGAGAAGGCUAAAUCUGUUGGUAUCGCCGAAGAUUUUCAAAUGGUGGAGAACUUAGUUGCAACCAAACAAGGGAAGAAAAAGGAUAAAUUAAGUAAGACGAAAAGAAAAAGUAAAGAGAAAAACGCUAGCGUUGGAACUGAUGAUAAGCUUGUUGAUGACAACGAAGUUUAUGCUCAAGACAAAUGUAGAAAAGAUAGAAAAAAGAAAUCAAAUGGUCAGUUGCUGGAAAAGAGUAUAGCAGCUCAAGAGGAUGGAGUUUAUGAAAUACCUUCUGGAGACGACGAUUGCUCAAAAGGAAUGAAAAAAUGGCUUACAGACUACCACCAAAGCAGGCCUGGCUUGAAGGUAUUGCAACAAAGGAUUGACGAGUUUAUAAUUGCAUACGAGGAAAAAAUUGAACAGGAAAGGAAAGAAAAAGAGGCUCGUCUUACGGAAGGGGGAUGGAUACUUGUUGAACAUCAUAAAGGAAGGAAAAAGACCACAGACUCCGAAAGUGGAACUACGGUAGGCUCUGUUUCCCAGGCUGCUGUGGAGGAGAAAUUAGCUAAGAAGAAGAGCAAAGAGGUCUCUGAUUUCUACCGCUUUCAGAAAAGAGAAGCCCAGAGAAAUGAACUUUUGACACUCCAAAGCAAAUUCGAGCAGGAUAAAAAGCGGAUUCAACAGAUGAGGGCCGCCCGAAAGUUUCGACCUUAUUGAGAUCAAGAGUUGAACCUAAUCUCUCUUUGAUGGUUUCAUCAUUGCUGCAUUUGCGAAGAUGGAACCCUGACUACCAAUUUGGUGCAAUUU